UUUUUUUUUUUUUAAUAAUGUCACCUUUUCUAUCUAAAAAGCAAACAUCAAACGCUAUGGAUUAUCUUAACAAGUUGACAAAAAAUAGUGAAAAGUUUCAACAAUAUACAAUGUCAAAAUUUAGAUAUAUUGUUGCACUAGAAGAAAGUAGACAGGAGCUAAAAGAAUAUACAUGCGAAAAAGCGAUUGAAAACGAGCAACUGAAUCGAUAUUAUAAUAUUCUUCCUUAUGAUAAAAAUUGUGUAGAACUUAAAGAUAGGAGAUUAGGAAAAAAUGAUUACAUCAACGCUAGUUUCAUCGUACCGCCAUUCAAUAUUCCACGCUAUUAUAUUGCAGCACAGGGACCGCUGAGACACACGAUUGUUGAUUUUUGGCAUACGAUUGUUGAAUAUGAAGUACCCCUCAUUGUCUGUCUCACUCCAGAGACCGAAAAGGAGUUGGAGAAGUGUGCAAGGUAUUGGCCAGACGGAGAAAAAGAAUUAAUUGUGAAAGAGGAGGAAGUGAUGGUUAAAUUGAAAAACGUGGAAAAGGAAAGACUUUUUGAGGAUGCGGAUUGUAUUAUUAGACAUAUCUCUGUGGAGUUUUAUAAUCAAAAUGAACUGGUGAAACAGACUAGCGUGAUUCAACUUCAAUUCUUGGGUUGGCCAGAUCAUGGUGUACCUAGUAAACCUCACAAGUUGAUCUCGCUGAUUAAAUUGGCUAGAACAUAUUAUAAAGAUCGUAAGCCUACUCUGGUUCAUUGUAGUGCUGGAUGUGGCCGAACAGGGACAUUUUGUGUCAUUGAUUCAGCAGAGGUCCUCUCAAAGACUAGCAAUAUUACUUUUGAUCCAGUCUAUUGUCUAACAGAUGAAUUUCGUAAACAGAGAACAACCAUGGUUCAAACACAAUCUCAAUACAACUUUUGUUAUACGGCCUUGAAAGAGUUCUUGAAAGAUACAACAAGCACAAAUAAAAAAUAGUUUGCUUUUUGACACAUUUUUUAAUUGUUUCUCUUUCCUUCUCCCUCACCUCCUUAUUUACUAUAUUUAAACAUUUUCAUUUUAGUGGAGCAUGCUUAAUAUAUAUUUAUACACA
Messenger RNA from Rhizopus microsporus ATCC 52813, 1074 nucleotides. RefSeq lists its product as uncharacterized. The record is from RefSeq and is a predicted model, not a curated record. Lineage: Eukaryota; Fungi; Mucoromycota; Mucoromycetes; Mucorales; Rhizopodaceae. Gene Ontology annotation, biological process: protein dephosphorylation. Gene Ontology annotation, molecular function: protein tyrosine phosphatase activity. The coding region runs from base 18 to 959 and encodes 313 amino acids. The transcript has a single exon.